This is a messenger RNA of Oncorhynchus masou masou (cherry salmon), 5710 nucleotides long. RefSeq names its product pleckstrin homology-like domain family B member 2. Gene Ontology annotation, cellular component: basal cortex. The transcript is spliced from 22 exons. The record is from RefSeq and is a predicted model, not a curated record. Bases 320 to 4540 code for a protein of 1406 amino acids. Lineage: Eukaryota; Metazoa; Chordata; Actinopteri; Salmoniformes; Salmonidae. Gene Ontology annotation, molecular function: protein binding. Gene Ontology annotation, biological process: regulation of microtubule cytoskeleton organization.
CACACACGCGCGCCCCCUGUCCAGUCCCUGUUCUUCCCAGGUCCUGUUCCAGCUGUUGUGCAUUCCUGUGCGCUACAUGGCCAGCCUCUCAGUGUGUAUGUCUAUGUAUGUAUAUUUUGUUUGUGGGUGAGAACGGCGCAUCAAGUCUCUCCUGAAGAACCGCGAGUGCCGUUGAACUUCUCGGUCCAGCGGUGGAAUGCGCCGGUGAUGCGUCCUGGACAAGGUUUCAGAGGAAAGUGACAGCAGCAGAACCGCUUGGAUUUUUUAUUAAAGAGAAAGUUUGGGAACUUUUGUGUUUGUGUUGGAAUCUUCUCUCGUCAUGACCGAGCUUCUCAGCACCGUUUCAACAACGGACCCAGAGACACUCUGUCAGCCAGAGUCAGACCAGAUGAGUCCAGACGAGCCACAGUCUCCCUUGGACCUGAUAGACACAGGGAAAUGCCUGAAGGUCCAAACAGCCACACCACAUCUGGUCAGCCUGGGCAGUGGGAGACUGAGUGUGGCUAUCACCCUACUGCCCCUUAAAGAAGGAGUGACCCGUAUCGGGCGUGAGGAUGCAGCGGUACCCCAAGACAUCACCAUCCAGGGUGUAGGUAUUGAGGCGGAACACUGCAUCAUCAUCAACACAUCAGGGGUCAUCAUCCUCGACCCUUGUGGGAACCUCUGCUCCUUGGACGGCAUCCCUGUGACAUCACCUGUCCCGCUCACACAAGGUUAUUCUCUGUGUCUGGGUCAAUCCUACUUCUUCCGCUUCAACCAUCCAGAAGAGGCCAGCCGUAUGAAGAGCAUGCUGCCCCAGAAGAGCCCUGUCUCUCCUCUGGCCUACAGCACAGACUAUCUGAAGUUCAGUAGUGACUACAGCCAUGGGGUGGUGGGAGGGGCCGGCAGUGCAAGAGGGAUGCGUUCUGCCUCAGAGCUCCGUGAUUUGAUGGACACCUUACAACGAAAGAAGAUCGCCCUGGAGACCAGCCUGAGAGCCAAUGGGGACUCUAGCCCCUCCUACUUCAGUAUGACACAGUCUCCACCCACCACGCCUGUGACCUCACCCACCUCGAUGUCGUCAGCCUAUCAAGAGCAGGCUAGGCGUUUCUAUGGCUCUGAUCGCCCGCCCCUCUCAGUCAAAGCCGCGGUCCCUCCCUCCCCCUCUCGGCGCUCUGACCCCCCUUCCUCCCGAUCCUCCAUGACCCGGAACCAAUCCUACCAAUCACAAGACAGCCUGCUGGCCUCCCCUGGCGACGGGCGACGACAACUAAACCCAAACUCCUCCCCCCUGUUGUCGAUGUGGAACGGUGGAGGUUCCUCUAACUCAGUGGCCGGUGGUGAGAGCCUCUCCUCUCCUCCUCCACGCUCAUCCCUCUCUCCAACCAGUGGAGCAGCCAGCGUGCCCUCCAGCCCCCGCCUGGGACGCCGAAGUCAUGGCAACCAUGAGCCGACACCUAGCAACCGAACCAGGAAGUACUCUGCAGGGUCGAUAGGCGGCAUGAUAGGAAGUCACAGCCUCUCUCUGCCCCGCCUCUGCCUGCCAUCGUCGCCACGUUCCCAUGAUAAUGGAGCCUUGGUGCUCUCUACCCUCCCCCCGACCUCGCGGCGCUCUGAACCUCUACGUAACUCUUCUCACAACAAUAGCCAAAACCACACCACAAACAGUAACUACAACUACAACCAAACCACUAACUUUAACUACAGCCAGGCCCAAAACAUGAAUCACAAGGGGAACCAAGGUGAGGGGGUGGUAUCCAUCUCCCUCUCCUCCCCAAAGUCUCCCACCCAGGCCCCUCCAGACGUGACUGUCCCAUUCCGAUCAGGGGGCUCCUCCAGUCCCCGCGUGGCCAAGAAACUCAGCCUCACCUCCACCAGCUCCACAUCCAGCCUCCAGGAGCCAGAGUGGCCAGCCAGCUGCGGAGUCUCCCCUGGACCAGAGCUUUUUUUCGGGGAGAGGGAGCACAGAGGUGGCAGCCUGGAGCCUGGUCUAGGGUUAGGGGAACGGAGACAGUCUUUUGGGAAGGGUGGGCUUGAACCAGGGUUCGGUCUGGGGGAGAGAAGACAGUCCUUUGGAAAAGGAGGGGUAGAACCUAAUUUGGGAUUAGGGGAACAGAGACAGUCUUUUGGGAAGGGAGGUUUAGAGCCAGGUUUAGCUUUAGGGGAACGAAGGCAGUCAUUUGGGAAGGGAGGAGUGGGGCUGGGGGCGGGGGUGACCCCACCGGUGGGGUUCAGGGCGAGGAGUGGCAGUAUCAGCUCCCUGAGUGGGAAGGAAGAACUGACUGACUACCACCAUCGCCAGAGAGAUGAGAGACUACGAGAACAGGAGGUGGAGAGACUGGAACGCCAGCGGCUGGAAACCAUUCUGUCUCUGUGUUCAGAGCUGGGUCGAUCGGAGCAGGACAGGGAGAGGAGUGUUGGUUCUAGUGUCAAUACCGGUGCUGGUCUGGCCGACCUUCAGAUGAUCAACCGGGAACUAGAGAAACUCCAGGUCUCUGACGACGAUGAGUCAGAAUCCGUCUUCUCCGACUCAACUGUGAACGGAAAUGGGGCCGGUAGCGGCUCGGAGAACGGUUACUAUGGUAACGACGAGGAGCGUCCAGUCCGACAGCGACGGAGCAGCGGCCACCAGGACAACAUGGCAGAAUCGCCGGCCAUUAUCCUACGAAGCUCCGCCACCUCGCUCACCGCGCACCUGCCUAGGACUAAUCGGGCGCUGGUGGAGGAGGGCCAGCGGAGGCAGGAAGUGACCCGUGUGGAGGAGGAGAGGAUCCAGGUGCUGAACAACAUGGAGGAGCUGGAACAGAAGAUCAAAGAACUGGACAACCAGAUGGACGAGUCUCUCAGAGAGGUGGAGGUGGAGCGUGCCCUGGUGGAGGCAGAGCAGCAGGCAGAGCUAGCGGCCUUGCAGCAGGAGAGAGAUGCUCUGGAGACACUCAACACCAAAAUGUCUGACAUGGAACAACAGGCACAGAACCAGAAGACUCCGGCUUGUGUGUCGCUGCAGGCUGAGAGGGCUAGGGUAGAGCAGCUGUCUCAGAGUGUGUGUGAGCUGCGCUCCCAGCUCCACUGCUGUCCUGAGGCCAUGAAGGAGCCCCUACAGGAGCAGCUCACCAGGAACUCUGAGGUGCUGGAAGCUGAGACGAAGCGUUUUGAGGACCUGGAGUUUCAGCAGCUGGAGAGAGAGAGUCGUCAUGAUGAGGAGAAGGAGGAAAGCACACAACAACUCCUCAGAGAGAUAGCUGACUACCAACGGAGCACCGUCACACGCAAGGAGAGGCUGGUGGCGCUAAAUACGCAGGCGGGACAGAUUACCCAGCAGGCUCAGCGAGAGAAGGACAGCUUCCUGAAGGAGCGGACCAACCUGCAGAUGAUGGUGCAGAGGGAGAAAGAUAACCUUGCUUCUGUGGAAAAGAAGUAUGCUGACCUCACAGGUGGGCGGGGCUUCCCUCUCAGCCCUGUCAGUCUCAAGGAGCACUUCCGUUCACUGGAGGAGAGAAAGAGGUUAGUGAAAGAAGGUGGGGCCCACCUGAGUGACACAUUACCCAGGAAGAAGACCACGUCCAUCGUCACCCCUCAGUUCAACUGUGCUACACUAGGACGCAGCAUGCCUAACAAGUCCCAUCAGCCCCUGGUCCAGAGUUCUAGCUGUGGCAGUAUUUUACCCCGGGCCAUGUCUGUCUCCUCCAAUAGAGACACAGAUAAACGGCGCCUGCACAAGGGUCAGCCGAGCUCUCGCGCCGCCUCCCAGUCCAACGUGUACCUGGACACCUACGGUCACUGUGAUAACGGCCAGGCAUACGACACCAUGAGCGUGGACAGCUCGGACUCAAUGGAGACCAGCAUCUCUGCCUGCUCCCCGGACAACGUCUCCUGUGCCAGUACGUCUAACGUGACCAAACUGGAGGAAAUGGAGCGUCUGCUGAGACAGGCUCAGGCAGAGAAGAAUCGCCUCAUAGAACACAAGGAGCAAGAGAUGGAGUCACGCAAACAGGCUCUGGAGGAGGAGAGGAGGAGGAGGGAGGAUCUGGAGAAACGACUGCAGGAGGAGACCAACAGACGACAGAAACUCAUCGACAGGGAGGUGAAACUACGGGAGAAACAGAGAGCACAGUCCCGCCCUCUGACGCGCUACCUGCCAGUUCGAAAGGAUGACUUUGACCUAAAAGCCCAUAUAGAGUCAGCGGGCCACAGUGCUGACACCUGUUUCCACCUGUCCCUCACGGAGAAGACAUGCCGAGGAUUCCUGGUCAAGAUGGGGGGAAAGAUCAAGACCUGGAAGAAACGCUGGUUCGUCUUUGACCGCAACCGACGAACGCUCUCCUACUUCUCAGACAAGCAUGAGGCCAAGCUGAAAGGGGUCAUCUACUUCCAAGCAAUAGAGGAAGUUUACUAUGACCACUUAAAGAACGCACACAAGAGUCCUAACCCGUGUCUGACGUUCAGUGUGAAGACUCAUGACAGGGUCUAUUACAUGGUGGCCCCCUCUCCUGAGGCCAUGAGGAUCUGGAUGGAUGUCAUUGUCACUGGGGCCGAGGGAUACACUCAGUUCAUGGUGUAGAAGGAGUAAUAUGGUCAUGGCGGAGGGAUACACCCACUUUAUGGGGUAGGAGACUUGAUCUGUACGCGUCGGAGGGAUACACUCAGUUCAUGGUGUAAAGAGGGGUGCUUCGGAGUGGAAGGAUACAGCCAGCGUGUGGUUACGACGACAGGACGAGCUCCUCUUUUCUCUGACACAGAUGGACUGUUUUUAUUUCUGUAUUUUAUUAUUAUAGAAAUGUCCAAGGACGUGUUCUCCAACAGUGUGCCUUAACUCUCACAGUAGCUCCGCUGGGAUUGGCCAGUAUUUUUAUGCAUCAUUAGUAAACAAGCAAACAGAACGGUCAUUUCAAUUCCAGGUUGUGUAGGGUCAAAUGAUCAGGCGGCAAGUUACUGAUAUUUACUCAUCCCCAAAGACCUCAGGUCUCGUGUGAGUGUGUGUGUGUGUGUGUGUGUGUGUGUGUGUGUGCGCGCGUGUGUUUUUUGCUACAUAACCCAGAGGUGCUAAUCUUUUUGUAUGUUGUCUUUUCUCAUGAGGCCAAUGUCCUCCAUUGCGUCUUCUAGUGUAGCCAAAGGUCAAGUCAUCUGUGGUAAAAUAUAAUACCCAAGGUUGCUACUUGGGGAAUAGGUUGUCAUUGGGAUGCAGCCUUAUACAUGUCAGUGGUAGAAUAAAUACAGGAUCAUAUUGGUUAACCCUCACAGAUUAUAAUCAUGCUGGUCGAGCUUUCGCUGCGUAUUUUAUCGCUGACUAACCAGAUAGUUAUAUGGUAGCUGUGAGUUGUAUUUAGUUGUAUUUAAUGCCUUGUUUCAUGUUUAAUGGUGAGCAGCCUUGGCAUAUAGGCUUACUGUAUGUUCAUGCUCAGUCAUGAUGCUUUUCCUUCCCACCAUCAUAUACAUCUAGUUAUUCCCUCUCAUCAGUAGAGGAUGACAGCUGAACAGUCUGAGGGACAGAGGAUGACCCCUAAACCAUCCCAACUCUACCCUACCACCUUCUGCAGUGAGUGUAGAACUGAAAGGACAGAUGGAAGCAAAUCCAAUCCAUGUUUGUCACUUGCUUCAUAAACAACAGGUGGAGACUAACAGUGAAAUGCUUACUUCAAUGACUCAAUUCCACCCUGCCCAUUAUUUCUACUGUAUCCUUUCAGAUAUGAAGCAUCCGGGGUUGGGCUAGCCAGGCGUUUGAUUCAUUAUC